GGGGAUGGUUCCUUGUCUUCCUGUGUUGACACGUGGAUUUCUUCUUCCGUUAUCUCGGGCGUGGCUCCACUGCUCAGUUUUGGGUCUACCAUUAUCGAUAUUGGUUUGUUGUUGGUUUGGUUUUUAGCUUAGCCUUUCUGUGCGGACCUGAACGGAGCCCGUAAUAUCGUUAGUAGGAAUGUUUGGACUAUUUGUUCUCUCCAGCUGUCCUUCGAUGAAGGUGGACGUGUCAACGUGCGCUCUCGAGAUGCCCCCCCACCUGGGGGGACUGAUUGCCAGCUUCGGCCCGAUGUUGGAGUUCCGGGUCACGUAUACCGGGUCACGGGCGACCGUGACUUUGGUGUAUGGUGACCCGCCUCCACAGAAACGGAAAGGGGGGACUGGAAGAGGAAGAAGAAGGAAGAAACCGGUGCUAGGGAAGGCCCAGGGGGGGACAAAGCUGGCGGCUCAACCGCCAGUGGCGCUCCCUCCUGUGAUACCGCCCCCACCGAGUCCUCCGGAGAGGACGCAACCACUUGUGGAGCCUGCAUCCCCGGAACGGCCGUACACCACCCAGGAAAUCGUGAGAUUCAAACGGACGAGUGUGCCACCACCGACUUCAACCUCCACCCCAAAGACGACGACUCCGGUGCAGCGGUCAACAACGACCGCUCCCGUCGAGUCGCCACAUGGACUUGUUGUUCCGGCGACGAAAAGGAAGGCAACAUCACCGACCACCCAGCCAGCCAAGACCAAGCCGCCGCCGGAAUCCGCUCCCCCUGUUGACGACGAAUGGACCAUUGCCAUCAGUGGACUUCGCCGUCAUCUCCACCAGUACAUACAGGGGGACACGCAGAAACCACAACUACUUCGGGGAGGAUAUUCGAACCACCACUGGAAGACCAUGGAGGACGGCAGCAGUUACGAGCUUCAUUCCAAGAUCUUCAAUGGAACCAAGGGAAUAGUCGUUACGCACCGAAGGGACCAGACCUACAGACAGUGCAUCCUGUUUGCUGAACUCGACAACAGAUCGAUCCACAGGAUGCUACAAGCGGUCUGCGGCCCCGACUAUUCCAAGGUGGUCCAACAUCUACAGCAGAUCAGGGAUAAGCUGCCGUCGCUCCGAGACACUCCAAGCUCCCCGAAGUAGUACAACCUUACCUAGGACAGGUAUCCUCCUUUUUUGGGCUUAGUUGGACUUUAAACUUUUUCGAUCGAGCUUCAAAAUCUUUAUGUUUAUUUUUUUAUAAAUAGUCCAACGCAAUUUACUUUGGCGCC
Messenger RNA from Gigantopelta aegis, 1257 nucleotides. Its product is annotated as extensin-like. The coding region runs from base 179 to 1129 and encodes 316 amino acids. The transcript is spliced from 2 exons. Lineage: Eukaryota; Metazoa; Mollusca; Gastropoda; Neomphalida; Peltospiridae. The record is from RefSeq and is a predicted model, not a curated record.